AUGGACAAUUCUGUGACACGCUCCUGCUGUCCUGAUGUCCCGAUGGCCAGCGGAACCAGAGUCAUGCCCAUCAAUACGGAAGAUGGUGUGGGGGACAGCGAUGAUGGCCAAGCCAUGGGGUGGCAGUGUCAGGAGGAGAAAACAUUCUGCUUGUGGCACAGAAGGGGUGCCGCUGAAGGGGCAGGGCCACAUCUUCCUCUUAACUCUACUGUCCUUUCUAGGUCCUCAAGGCCAUCAUCGUACAAGGUGAUUCUGGGUGCACACAGAGAAGACCUUGCUGAACCAAAUAUUCAGAACAUAGAAGUUUCCAAGCUGUUCUUGGAGCCCUCACAAGCAGAUAUGGCCUUGCUGAAGCUAAAAAGCCCUGCCAUCAUCACUGACAAAGUCAUCCCAGCUUGUCUGCCAACUGCAAAUUACGUCGUUGCUGACCGAACAGAGUGUUAUAUUACGGGCUGGGGUGAAACCCAAGGCACCUCUGGAGCCGGCUUUCUCAAGGAAGCCCAGCUCCCUGUGAUUGAAAAUAAAGUGUGCAAUCGUCUCGAGUAUUUGAACGGAAGGGUCAGAUCGACCGAGCUUUGUGCUGGGCAGUUGUCUGGAGGCACUGAUAGUUGCCAGGGUGACAGUGGAGGACCUCUGGUUUGCUUUGAGAUGGACAAAUACAUUUUACAAGGAGUCACUUCUUGGGGUCUUGGCUGUGCUCGACCCAAUAAGCCUGGUGUUUACGUUCGUGUUUCAAGGUUUGUUACUUGGAUUGAAGGAGUAAUGAAAAAUAAUUAAUUGGAUGGGUGACACAGUGAACCAUCAACUUAUCUAGAGACUGGAACAUGGGUAGGGAAUUUAGGAUGUUCAGAAAUAAUUGACAAUAAUCAAACUAGGACACUGUACUUGGCUACCAUCUACUGCCAAACCUCAACAUUUUUUUGGUAUUAUUGUGGAUAAAUUUUUUCCCGUCCAUGCAUUGCUAGAUUCUGUAACGAUAAGGCAAUACGGCUGUGACGUCUGUCAAAAAUAAACUCUGUAAACUCUAUA
Molecule: messenger RNA, 1029 nt
Organism: Choloepus didactylus (southern two-toed sloth)
Lineage: Eukaryota; Metazoa; Chordata; Mammalia; Pilosa; Megalonychidae
Product: plasminogen-like
Exons: 5
Coding region: 1-777 (258 amino acids)
Biological process (GO): proteolysis
Cellular component (GO): extrinsic component of plasma membrane
Molecular function (GO): signaling receptor binding; serine-type endopeptidase activity
Source: RefSeq, a predicted model, not a curated record